CGUACGGGAUCAUUGUCAUGCCUGUCAAAGUUGCAGUGGAUCCACCGCCGCCUGAGCACUCUCGGCAACCUGGUGUGACUACGUCCCUCCUCUACAAUGGUUCAAGAUUCCAAGGAUCCCAAAAAAGCAAAGGCAACUGCUAUGAAGUUGAAGUUAUAUUGCAGUAUGUGGACAUGGAAAAUGCCUAUUUAUGUGGUUACUUAAAGAUUAGAGGCUUGACAGAAGAAUAUCCUACAUUAACAACAUUUUUUGAUGGUGAAAUCAUCAGUAGUAGACACCCUUUCUUAACAAGAAAAUGGGAAGCAGAUGAGGAUGUAGACAGAAAACACUGGGGCAAGUUUGUGUCAUUCUACAAAUUUGCAAAAACGUUCAAUGCAGAUAAUUUCGAUUAUGAGGAGUUAAAACAUACAGAUUAUGUCUUCAUGAGGUGGAAGGAACAUUUUCUGGUACCCAAUCACAGGAUAAAGGAUAUAAAUGGGGCAUCCUUUGCUGGUUUUUACUACAUUUGUUUUCAAAAGCAAAAGCAGUCAAUAGAAGGAUAUUACUAUCACCGAAGUUCAGAAUGGUAUCAAUCACUGAGCUUAAAGCAUGUCCCUGACCGCAGCAUAUCAGUGUUUGAGUUCAGAUAAAACUGCGUCUUGACUUGAGCAUGGCUGAAGUGCUGAGAUUCUGCCCGGGUGGUCUGAAGAGAAUAUCCUGAAGGACUUUCAUAGCUCGAUGAAUGACAGAAUGCUGGGUCUGUUUAUCUAUGAUGGAUUCAUACGCCCUCAAAACUCUCCAAUAGAUAGUAACACCAUUGAAGAGUGGAUAGGACAAGAUGUAACAAAGACCUGGAUAUGUCAUAUGUGUUCUUGCAGUGUACAUGUGCAGCCGUAUAAACUGCUGUUGUAUCAAACCAAUAUCAGUUUACGUGAUAUGUAAAUGACCCUAUUGUAGCUCAUGCUAAUUGCGCCCUUUCUGAAGCGCUGAUAAGGCCCUGUUGCAGUGCUUUCAGUUGGUUGGGUGGUGACUGGGGGCCACAGAGAGUGGUGUAUGCCUUGGGGCAUGAGAGAAAGUACUCAACCAGAGACCAUAAGGAUGUAUCCCCUUGUGAAUGUAUAUAUAUGAGGCUGAAGAAAAAACAACAUUUUAUGUAUUCUACUUGUAAUUGAAGUGUAUGAUUUUCUUGGGAGGUCUUUGCUGGAAGACAUUCAGUUAGUCCUGCUAACCCCAAAGCUCCAUGUAAAACAUAGAUGUUCAUUCUUUAAGAACUAAUUACCAGUAGGAAACUACCUGUUGAUAGGACAUUAUCUAUUCUCAGGAUAUUGUUAGUUAAAGUUCAGUGAUAUUACAUGCAGCAUUGUCUGGUUUGUCCAAUAAAUUCAUGUGUUUAUAAUAGACCUUUAGGUUAAAAACUUGUUUAGGAAUACAUCACUACCUGUGUUAUUCAUGUCUGGUCUCAAGGACUUCUGAUAGUCAUUGUUAUUUUCUAAGGUUUUAUUGUUCUGUAGUAAAGGCCCCUGAAGGCCACUGGAGUUAACAUUAUAAGUUAGCUGAUAUAGGUAAAUAUAGGGGAGUUUGGAUACAUCAGACUGUAUUUCAUCUGAAGUUUAGCUUUUUCCCAGUAACUUUUUUGCCUUGGUUUUGAUGGAUUCAUACGCCUUAUAGGACCACUUAAGAGUUUGUUGUGAUGUUUGAUUAAUUUCUUAUGAGGAAAAUGUGAGUGUUUGGCUGAAAAGUAUCAUUUCAAGGCCUUCACAUGCUUCUGACAGGUCAUUUUUUCAUGUCGAACUUGAGGUGAAAUACAGUGGACCAUUCGCUCUGCAUAUAUUGAAACUGCUUCCAGAAAGUUGCUUCAAAUCAAAAUUCUUCCCAGAACGUUUGCAGAGGAAACAACUACAAGAAGUAGCACUUUCCUGAACCCUUCCAUAGCCUUUUGUUUUCCACGUGAAGAUGUAGGUUGUAGCUAGCAUUGUGAUCAACUGUCCAACUGUGUCUUUAUUAUGUGUAUGCUAUGUAUAUAGAUGUACUCUUCUGAAGAAAUGAUUUAAAUUGCUGGGUUUUUUUUUUGAAGGCAAGAGUGUAAAAGAGGUAACCACACCAUAAUCUUCUACUGUGGUUUUUGUUUACCAUCUUUCAUUUUGUUAAGUUUAGUUGUAUCUGACUAUUCAUUAUAUUAUCUGAUUUAUUUAUUUAUGUCUUCUUUUUUUUAACAUACCAGUGAUGUCCCGGAUCUGUGGACAGAUGCAAUUCCAGGUGUAUAUUUCCUAUUGGUUACUCUUCUGUUAAUACACAAGCUCCUUUUUAUAAAGCACUUCUGUUUUGUGUUUCUCGUUUAACAAUCUACAAAACCUGGUGCAUUAUUAGGUAAGAAAACAACAGUAAAAGGAAGGUAUUGCCUCUUUCAUAAAGAGCAAAAUCAACAUUGUGUGUGUUUUUGCCUUGAAAGUUAUGUAUAUGUAAUGCUACAUCACCAUCGGGCAUAAACUCAGAAGUUAAAUUGCAACUG
Messenger RNA from Liolophura sinensis, 2488 nucleotides. RefSeq names its product glucose-induced degradation protein 4 homolog. NCBI's taxonomy places the organism in Eukaryota, Metazoa, Mollusca, Polyplacophora, Chitonida, Chitonidae. Gene Ontology annotation, biological process: protein catabolic process in the vacuole; proteasome-mediated ubiquitin-dependent protein catabolic process; negative regulation of gluconeogenesis. The record is from RefSeq and is a predicted model, not a curated record. Gene Ontology annotation, cellular component: GID complex. Bases 18 to 629 code for a protein of 203 amino acids. The transcript has 5 exons.